UUUAUAUUCGAACGGCACACAUUUUUUCCGAUCAGUGUCAACACCACCAUCCACCGAAUCUAUUACACCCACCAUUUAUCCCCCCCAAAUUCCUCGGACCUUGAACAAUUCUUCAAAUAUAAUAACUCCCAUUUUAUUUAUAUUUGUUGAUAAUUUGAUAUCAUAUCUUAUCCUUAAUUGAUCUUCUUCACCGGUCAAAGGAUAAUUAGGGGUUGGGACAAAAUGGCCAUUGAUGAGAUAUUUGGGGAAACUCGACCGGUGCUCUUCCCAACCAAAAGUGCACUUUACGUUUGGGGUUAUAAUCAGUCUGGUCAAACGGGUCGAAAGUGUAAGGAACAGAGUUUGAGGAUUCCGAAACAGCUUCCGCCUGACCUUUUUGGUUGUCCAGCCGGAGCCAAUUCACGGUGGUUAGACAUGGCUUGUGGUCGUGAGCAUACUGCAGCGGUAGCUUCUGAUGGAUCGCUAUUUACUUGGGGGGCAAAUGAGUUUGGUCAGUUAGGGGAUGGGACUGAAACGAGUCGAAAACAUCCUAAAAAGGUGAAGCUAUUGCAAGAUGAACUUGUGAUAUCCGUCUCUUGUGGAGCACAUUGCACUGCUGCUAUUGCUGAGCCACGCGAAAACGAUGGAACAAUAUCUACUAGAAGACUUUGGGUUUGGGGACAAAAUCAGGGAUCUAACCAUCCUCGAGUAUUCUGGGGAGCGUUUUCUCCUAACACGGUUGUUCGUCAAGUAUCCUGUGGGGCUGCGCAUACGAUAGCACUAUCAGAGGAUGGUCUACUGCAAGCUUGGGGCUACAAUGAAUACGGUCAACUUGGGAGAGGUGUUACAUGUCAAGGGCUUCAGAAGGCUCGUGUUAUUAGUUCAUAUGCUAAGUUCCUUGAUGAAGCCCCUGAGCUUGUGAAGAUUACUCAAGUAUCAUGUGGCGAGUACCACUCAGCAGCCGUAUCAGAGGAUGGAGAGGUAUACACUUGGGGAUUAGGAAACAUGGGCCAACUUGGGCACUAUUCUGUUCAAUCAGAUGACAAAGAGUUGAUACCACGGCGUGUUGUUGCUCUUAAUGGGAUAUUGGUGAAGGAUGUAGCAUCAGGUGGAAUGCAUACAUGUGCUGUGACUACAAAAGGAGCUCUAUAUACAUGGGGUGGGGGUCAACAUGGUCAACUAGGACUUGGCCCGCAGAAUUUUUCCUUUUCAUGUGUUGCUAGUGACGCUGGAACCAUGGUUCGUAACCUGCCGGUUUUGGUCCUGCCAUAUGGCGUGAAACAGGUUGCUUGUGGGCAUUCUCACACUCUGGUCUCCACUCAAGAUGGUAGAAUCCAUGGAUGGGGUUAUAACAACUAUGGUCAAGCGGCUAAUCAGAAAUGCACUUAUGCUUGGUACCCAUCCCCAGUUGACUGGUGUAUUGGCGAAGUAAGGAAACUGGCAGCCGGUGGAGGUCAUUCUGCUGUACUUACAGAUGCGUGUUCCUUGAAGGAGUUGUGCGAGUUUAGGCUUGCUGACUGCGUGACCCCAGGGAAUGCUUCUAUGAUUGAAGAUGUUGCUUAUCGAACUGGCUCAGAUGCUUUGGCACGCCUUUGUGAGAGGUUAAGGGAAUAUCCCCAUGAUAAUGGAAUCUGUGAGUGCUAAACCAACCACAAAAGGACUCAUUGGCAAGCUCCAACUAUUGAUGAAGUCAAAAAUGAUGUUGUAUAGCUGGCUGAUGUCUUGCUGUUAUAUUUAGUCCAUAAAUGUUGUAUGUUAACAUUUGUAGAACAUUUGUGUCUCAACUUGUACAAACAUCUGUUAUAUGUACUUGCUAAUAUAGACUUGUGCAGCAUGCAUUAUAGUUAUAUUCA
This is a messenger RNA of Erigeron canadensis, 1832 nucleotides long. RefSeq names its product ultraviolet-B receptor UVR8. The transcript has 9 exons. The coding region runs from base 223 to 1623 and encodes 466 amino acids. The record is from RefSeq and is a predicted model, not a curated record. NCBI's taxonomy places the organism in Eukaryota, Viridiplantae, Streptophyta, Magnoliopsida, Asterales, Asteraceae.